AUGUAGCCUGCUAUAAGAACACAGAGGAGAUGCGGUAAUGACUGGUCGGUCAAAAGGCAAGCCAUGCUAUACAUACUAUGUCACACAACACAGCAAUAGGUCGCUAUAAAGCCAACGACCUAGGACCUGGUCGAAUGUAGGUCGUCUCAGCCUUCUCCACUCAUCCACACCACAUUUUUACUCUUUCAAACACAUUCUUUCUUACUUCUCUAUCUCUCUUUAUUUUUCUUCCCAUCUUCAAUCCUUAUCACCAGCACGUCUCUUCAUUUUACUUCUAGUCUCUAUCUCCUAGUUAUGUUCGUUUUCCUUUCUACAAUUCUUCGUAGUGCUGCCUCCUCUAACAUUAUUACAACUCGUUCUCUCUAUUUCUUUCUCUUUUCACAUUAUUCUAUUGUUUCUCGCUAGCUUGUCUCAAAUUCUCACUGCUUCUCCUCGUCAUCUUUUCUCUCAUCUUCCUUCUUCCGCUUCCUCCUGAUGUUAUGUAGGCUACCCUGUUGAAACUCAUUCCCAUAAUUAUCUAAUUUCGUUCCCUUUAUUAUAUUGCGAUCUCUUCCUCUCCACUUCCUUUACAUCCUCUUUCCAUCUAUUAUGAAAAUCAUCCUAUCCAUUUCUCCACUCUCUUUUCUCGUUUUACUCAUAUCUUUCACCAGCUUUCUACAAUACCUCAUCUCUUCAUCAUUAUCACUUUACUCUUUCAACACAAUUUUUACCACUUUUUCAUCCAUUUUCAGCUUCCUCUUCAUCUUCAUUCCUCCCCCACCUAUAAGUUCUUCUCAAUGAUUUUCUCUCCCAUUUCCGACCAUUCUAAUAAUAUUAAGUACUCUCCCUCCAAUAUUUUUCUCUCCUGCAACUUCUAACAUAUUCUCUAGCAUUGUCUCUCUUAUUCAUAUUCUAUCUUUGUCAUGCUCCAUCUCUCUCUUCAUCACGUUUCCUUCUCACUUGAAUUCUCUCGUCCUUUUCUUCUGUAAUCAGUCUCCUUCCUUGUUUCCUUUCGUGUGCCCCUCAUCUCACUUCAUCACCUUUCAAAACUCGUAUAUUUUUCAUCGUGUUUUCUUUUCUCAUCCUUCCUCUGUUCACUAUUCUUUCGCCUCACUCGUUCUCUUGUACUCUCUCUCGCAUAUUUUUCACCCUGUCUUCUUUUCUCAUCCUUUCUUUGUUCACUAGUCUUCCCUCACACGUUCUCUUGUACUCUCUCUCUCUCGCUCGCUCUUUCUCGCCGCUCUUCACCGUCUACUUUCAAUGUCAGUACCAUUGUGUGACGAGCGCCAGGAAGAUCAAACAGUAGAGGUUAGUGUAGGCAGCAACCUUGACCGUGCGUGUGACCGUUGCUGCAACUUUCUUUGCUGUCGCCGCCGCCGCCGCCGCUUCCUCAAUGACGACCAGCAUGUCUUCACCGGCGUCGCUCCUGUUUUACGCGCUGAUCGCCUGUACGUUGGGCGUCGGUCGUGUCAACGUGUCCGUGUCGUCCGACAGUUCGGUGACAGUUGCCGUCAGUGAACAUCCGUCUCCCGUCAGUGAUCAUACACAUCCUGAAAGUGUCGCUACCCCAAGUGAUCAAAUAAAUCCCGAAAAACAAGAAGUUGCCAGUGGAUCAGAUCAGCCGCAAACCGACCGGCAAGGCAAGAACUUGCUGCAGUGGCUGGGCAUUGAGGAGCCGCCGGACGCAGAUCCCUAUCUGGCUAGAGCCAAUCAAUUGUGUCUGGAAGGCGAUUUGUACGAGUGCUUCAAACAUCGCGUUUUGUCCACUUUUGACGAGUUCCUCCUUCAGGAUAAAUACAACCUGACGGAGAAUGUGCGGUUGGUAAGAAUGCCCAAAGAGGAGCUGCGUCGCCUCGCCACCGAGCCGUACGAGUUCUCAACGGAGCCGCGUGCCGAGGAGCCAGAAUGGGACCAGUUCGUCAAGUUCGUGAUGCGCAAAGUUGAGCGCUUCGUCAAGUCGGCUGCAUUCGAGGUGCAGGUGCCCGAUGACGUCACCGUGCAAGGCAGAUAUGCGCCCAGGUUCAUCGACGAGAUCUACAGUGAAAUCGACACACUCGAGGACAAGAACGACAGUCCCUUCUCUAGGACCAAGUUCAAGAAGCUCUUCAUUCCGAUGCUGAUAAUUCUGAAACUAUUCAAACUGAAACUCCUACUUUUCCUGCCAUUGAUACUUGGACUUGCAUCAUUCAAGAAAGUGCUCGGAUUCAUAGCACUGGUGGUACCAGGAGUUAUAGGCUUCUUCAAGCUUUGCAAGCCGGAUCUGCACCACAACUAUGGCAGCUAUGGUCACAGCAGCUUCUAUCACAGCCCACCACACAAGUACAACUUGGCUGGAUUCGCUCUGCCAGAUCGAAGGGUGCAGGCUGAUCGAAUACAUUCCUAUCAGAUGCUGGAUAGUUCUGGCCAAGUAUCGUUCAAAGACUCACCAACUGAAACCGAUCUACCUUAUCAUGGAUAUUAUCAACAACAAAAUUAGUACAUAAAUAACUCAUCAUAUCCCAAAUUAUUCUGUGAAAAUCUAUAAAUAAUUAAAUUGUAAAAACAACAGCAACAGCCCACAUAAGUAAGUGUAUCCUAAAUCGUAAUGAAGCUUUAUAUUCCUAUGUUUUGUUUGAUAGGAUAUUGAUUUUAUAUAGCCUAAAAGUGGAAUUUUCAGAAGAGAAAUACUGCUUGCUGCCAAACAGUAGGCUGGCUGAAAGUAGAGCGAAUUUGAGAAUUGUAGAUUAUAGUAUGCUCUCAAUAUAUUGUAAAUAAUUUAAACCCUAUUAUAAUGUUAUUUACAAUGUGAAAACAUCAUUUGUAUGGUACGUCUUCUGGGAUCAAUUUUGUGAUCCAAGACUGGAUAUUUUUUCUUAUCACGGAAUCAACUUAUUUUGUUGAAAUUUGACAGUUGAACGACAGAACGACAUUACAAGACUGUAAUGGGAUUGUACAGUAUGUACUUUGUAAAUAAUUUGUUUAAAUUCUGGUAAUCCAGUUUUGAACUUGUAUAAAAAUAACACUAAAGACGUUUUAUCGUUCAUUAAGAAUGGAUACAAGACUGAAAUAGUUAGAAAAAAAUAAAUGUCUCAACAUGUUUGUGUUUGCAAGUAUUUUUCUGCCUUAAUUUUCAUCAGAAAAAAACGUAAUUCUCAUAGAGAGGAAAAUCACUGUAGCCUACUGAAAUAAUUUUAAAAUUAUCAAUAGUCUGUACAAUCUUUAAUAUUGAUUGAACCCUUAUUUAUUAUAAUAUUGGUUAUUGAAUCAUGUAGCCUAUUUUGUAGAACAUUUCAAUAUUAUUAUUAUUAUUUAAUCACCGAUUUUUUGAACGAAUUAAGCUUCAAUAUCAGCCAUCAAACGAUAAAUAUCCAGUUAUAGUUUUGUUUUUGUUACCAUUAGAAUGUUCAUAGAAUAAGUAGUAAAAUAUCUUGUGAAGUCUCAUCUAUUUUGAAAAUUUUCAGGUAACCACCUAUUUGCAACGUGAUUCAUAUUCAUCCUGAUUGAUCUAGGCUACUUAUAUGGCUAACUUUCAAAUUGGAAGUGGAUAAGACAAGUUUUGUGUGAGAUCAUGAUUUUGGUCCGUCAUCUUGAAUAGCCUACAACUUCAUAUUGAUAUGCGGUUUUCGCCAUUCAUUUUCUUUUGAAAUUCGAUCUGUAUCAAAAUCAUGUCCACCUUCCCACUUAAAAACUGAAUUUGUAUUCAAAAUGGCAGUCCAGAGUUUUGCAGUCACAAAAUUUUUUUCAAUACAAAUAAAAUCCCCAAUUUUCAAAUUAACAGAAAUAAGGCUGUUUCCAUAAUUUUCAUCAACUCUGUAGAAUAUAUAAUAAAUUAUAGGUAGUGUAUAAAAUUAAAAAUCUGGUGUGGCACACUCACACAACUUUCCUUGCCGUUAUGAAAAUUGAUCAACUGACGCUAGUGUUCACGCGCAUCUCAAGUCUACUAUUCUACUUAGAGUCUACUAUAAGCCAGCUUUUGACAGGAUAAUAGCGCUGCAGAAAUACGAAGUCUGCUAUCUCUUCAUCGUGAAUGAUUUAAUAGAAUCAACAGUUGACAACAGUUUGCAAUUGAAUAAUCUCAUUUUCUCGAAUUUCGAGCUUAUUUUCAAUUUUAGGUGAAAAUGUU
Nilaparvata lugens (brown planthopper) is the source of this 4081-nucleotide messenger RNA. RefSeq lists its product as uncharacterized. The transcript has 3 exons. Lineage: Eukaryota; Metazoa; Arthropoda; Insecta; Hemiptera; Delphacidae. The coding region runs from base 1373 to 2455 and encodes 360 amino acids. The record is from RefSeq and is a predicted model, not a curated record.